This is a messenger RNA of Closterium sp. Yama58-4, 1857 nucleotides long. The record is from the annotation of a GenBank genome assembly. NCBI's taxonomy places the organism in Eukaryota, Viridiplantae, Streptophyta, Zygnematophyceae, Desmidiales, Closteriaceae.
AUGUACCAUGAUCCCAUCACACCACCGGUCCGCGCCAGUCCCUCCCCUGCAAGUACCGUCACUUCCCCCUCCCGUCGCCUCCAUUUCCCCCUCCCGUCGCCUUCACUCCCCCCUCCCGUCGCCUUCACUCCCCCCUCCCGUCGCCUUCACUCCCCCUCCCGUCGCCUUCACUUUCCCCUCCCGUCGCCUUCACUCUCCCCUCCCGUCGCCUUCACUCUCCCCUCCCGUCGCCUUCACUCUCCCCUCCCGUCGCCUUCACUCUCCCCUCCCGUCGCCUUCACUCUCCCCUCCCGUCGCCUUCACUCUCCCCUCCCGUCGCCUUCACUCUCCCCUCCCGUCGCCUUCACUCUCCCCUCCCGUCGCCUUCACUCUCCCCUCCCGUCGCCUUCACUCUCCCCUCCCGUCGCCUUCACUCUCCCCUCCCGUCGCCUUCACUCUCCCCUCCCGUCGCCUUCACUCUCCCCUCCCGUCGCCUUCACUCUCCCCUCCCGUCGCCUUCACUCUCCCCUCCCGUCGCCUUCACUCUCCCCUCCCGUCGCCUUCACUCUCCCCUCCCGUCGCCUUCACUCUCCCCUCCCGUCGCCUUCACUCUCCCCUCCCGUCGCCUUCACUCUCCCCUCCCGUCGCCUUCACUCUCCCCUCCCGUCGCCUUCACUCUCCCCUCCCGUCGCCUUCACUCUCCCCUCCCGUCGCCUUCACUCUCCCCUCCCGUCGCCUUCACUCUCCCCUCCCGUCGCCUUCACUCUCCCCUCCCGUCGCCUUCACUCUCCCCUCCCGUCGCCUUCACUCUCCCCUCCCGUCGCCUUCACUCUCCCCUCCCGUCGCCUUCACUCUCCCCUCCCGUCGCCUUCACUCUCCCCUCCCGUCGCCUUCACUCUCCCCUCCCGUCGCCUUCACUCUCCCCUCCCGUCGCCUUCACUCUCCCCUCCCGUCGCCUUCACUCUCCCCUCCCGUCGCCUUCACUCUCCCCUCCCGUCGCCUUCACUCUCCCCUCCCGUCGCCUUCACUCUCCCCUCCCGUCGCCUUCACUCUCCCCUCCCGUCGCCUUCACUCUCCCCUCCCGUCGCCUUCACUCUCCCCUCCCGUCGCCUUCACUCUCCCCUCCCGUCGCCUUCACUCUCCCCUCCCGUCGCCUUCACUCUCCCCUCCCGUCGCCUUCACUCUCCCCUCCCGUCGCCUUCACUCUCCCCUCCCGUCGCCUUCACUCUCCCUCCCGUCGCCUUCACUCUCCCCUCCCGUCGCCUUCACUCUCCCCUCCCGUCGCCUUCACUCUCCCCUCCCGUCGCCUUCACUCUCCCCUCCCGUCGCCUUCACUCUCCCCUCCCGUCGCCUUCACUCUCCCCUCCCGUCGCCUUCACUCUCCCCUCCCGUCGCCUUCACUCUCCCCUCCCGUCGCCUUCACUCUCCCCUCCCGUCGCCUUCACUCUCCCCUCCCGUCGCCUUCACUCUCCCCUCCCGUCGCCUUCACUCUCCCCUCCCGUCGCCUUCACUCUCCCCUCCCGUCGCCUUCACUCUCCCCUCCCGUCGCCUUCACUCUCCCCUCCCGUCGCCUUCACUCUCCCCUCCCGUCGCCUUCACUCUCCCCUCCCGUCGCCUUCACUCUCCCCUCCCGUCGCCUUCACUCUCCCCUCCCGUCGCCUUCACUCUCCCCUCCCGUCGCCUUCACUCUCCCCUCCCGUCGCCUUCACUCUCCCCUCCCGUCGCCUUCACUCUCCCCUCCCGUCGCCUUCACUCUCCCCUCCCGUCGCCUUCACUCUCCCCUCCCGUCGCCUUCACUCUCCCCUCCCGUCGCCUUCACUCUCCCCUCCCGUCGCCUUCACCUGUGCUGCAUCGCGCAUGUGCGCGAGGAUCAAGUGA